Pogoniulus pusillus (Red-fronted tinkerbird) is the source of this 631-nucleotide messenger RNA. It is a transcript of the gene EMC4, whose product is annotated as ER membrane protein complex subunit 4. The record is from RefSeq and is a predicted model, not a curated record. Gene Ontology annotation, biological process: protein folding in endoplasmic reticulum. Lineage: Eukaryota; Metazoa; Chordata; Aves; Piciformes; Lybiidae. The transcript is spliced from 5 exons. Gene Ontology annotation, cellular component: EMC complex. Bases 50 to 529 code for a protein of 159 amino acids.
CUCACGUGAUUCUCCACGUGACCACCUUCUCCGUUCGGGCGCUUGCAGGAUGGCGGCGGCGGCGGCAGCGGCGGUCCGGGGUCGGCGUUUCAAGUGGUCGCUGGAGCUGGCGGCGUCACCCGGCGGGCGGCCCCGCGGAGCCGCCGAGGGCCGCGGGCCGCUGGGGUUCGCCGAGCGGCAACUGGGGGAAGGCAGCGUCCACGAGAGCGACAAAAUCCUGAUGGAGAAGCGCUGCUGGGACGUAGCCCUGGCACCACUGAAGCAGAUCCCCAUGAACCUCUUCAUCAUGUAUAUGGCCGGCAACACCAUAUCGAUUUUCCCUGCCAUGAUGGUCUGCAUGAUGGGCUGGCGUCCACUGCAGGCUCUCAUGUCCCUCUCCGCCAGUCCCCCCCACAGCACUGAAGGCACUGGAGAGCUCAAGCCGACGGGCACUGCAGGGACUGGUGUUCCUCGUGGGCAAUGGGCUGGGGCUGGCGCUGGCCCUCUACAAGUGCCAGGCUAUGGGGCUGCUGCCCACCCGCCCCUCUGACUGGCUGGCCUUCGUUGCCCCCCCACAGCGGAUGGAGUUCACUGGGGGUGGCCUGAUCUUGUGACCCAUUGCAUCCACCCACCAAUAAAGGCAAUGGCAGAA